UAUCUUCUACAAGGUACCAUUUGAAGAAGUUCCAGAGCUUGUUGCUGGACGGAAAGUGUUUAUAAAUCAAGGAUAUGCAUAUGUUGCAAUGAAUCAGAUUGUUUCACUUGUAGCCACACUAUUCCGCAGUCAGCUGUCAAAGACACUCAUCCUUACUAACAGAAAAUGGACAUCUUCAAUUAGAGAACAAGAAAAACAUAGGUUGACUCCUAUUGUGGAAGCCCUAUGCUCAAGUUAUCUGGGUCCUGAUUAUUCUCAGUCAAGAGAAUAUGGUGAUAUGUCAUUAAAGGACAUUGAUCAAGUUGCCAAGAGCUCAUUUCCUUUGUGCAUGCGUCACCUAUUUGAUAAGCUGAGGGAGGAUCAUCAUUUAAAGCAUGGAGGGAGGAUGCAACUAGGCCUCUUUCUCAAGGUUGCUUUUGGCUGCCUUCUGGGCAUAAUUAAAAAUACUCUAGAGUCUAGAUGGUUAAUAAGUUUGAGGUGUUAAAUGAGGCUUUACAUUUCACAUGCGUUGGGGAUGGGAAAAUUAUUGCCUCGAAUUAUCCUGACAGUUGAAGACUUGAAGUUACUUUCUUUAGUUUUAAGUUAAUUAACGAGAUAUAAGUGGAAAUAACCUUAUGUUGAAAAAUUAAAAUUUAUGCUUUUUAUACCUAUAAAUUUAUGAUACCCCGAGUCCGAAUUUAUGUCAGUCCAAAGCCGGUCUAACAUUCUUAAGCCUAAAUAACUUUUGAUGUGAGGCUUUUAUAAAAUUAAUAAAAGUAAUAGACAAAUUAAAGGCCUUUAGAAUAUAUAAAUAAUAUUUUCCUCAAUAAUAUUAGAACUCUAUUUAUCACGAACAACUAAUAGAAUUCCAAUACUAUAUAAUCUUUUUUUGGAGGCCAAUACUUUAAGCUUGGAUUGGCCUUGCGUUAGUCUUCCACACUUUGACUCGGUUCAUUUGGGUAGAAAUGGCACAAUUCUCGGGUUUAUGGUCAUAUGAUUAUGCUGGGUUCGAAUAUCGGUGCUUAUUUGUAGCAUUGUCAAAAUAAUACAUUUUGAUUCACUUUCAUUCUGAUGGAGAAUAUCAAUGAGAAGUCUUCUAAUUCCGUUUACUUAUA
Molecule: messenger RNA, 1094 nt
Organism: Cajanus cajan (pigeon pea)
Lineage: Eukaryota; Viridiplantae; Streptophyta; Magnoliopsida; Fabales; Fabaceae
Source: RefSeq, a predicted model, not a curated record